AGACCAAUAAGAAGCUGGUGAUCAUUCUAAGUAAGAUGAUUAAAAGCUACAUUUGCAUCCUAAGAGAAACAAUGUAACCAAAGGUGUUUUUUUUUUGUUGUUGUUGUUUGUUUUAAUGUCUUGGAGAAGCUGUGUAAUUGUGGUCUUUUUUGUUUAGGGGCCUCUCAACCUUACUUGAGGAUGCAAGAUAACUCGCAGGCACCUCCGCUGCCAGGAUCUUGCUGUCCCCCAGAGAUAGAAACGCCAGAUACAACUGACCCUGAGAGCUGUGGGGCGCCCAGCCCUGGAUGUGAAUCCUUUCUGGGACAUCUCCAACGUGCCCUCCGCAACCACUUCCUGCUGCUGCUGCUGGGGGUUCGCCAGGCCCAGCCCCUCUGCACCGAGCUCUGCCAGACCUGGUUCACCACCUGCAAUGCUGAUCUCACCUGCGGCUCCACUUGGCUGCCGCCCUCAGAAAACAGGACCUGCGAGCCUGGCUGUCCCCUCUAUGGGCAGACCUUCGUGGACGGAAUGGACCUGUGUCGCUCAGUGCUGGGCCACGUCCUGUCAGUAGCAGCUCCUGACUCCCGCCAUUGCCUCAACAUCCCCAUGUCGUUUCCACAGUCCUGA
Perognathus longimembris pacificus (Pacific pocket mouse) is the source of this 609-nucleotide messenger RNA. It is a transcript of the gene Rtbdn, whose product is annotated as retbindin. Gene Ontology annotation, molecular function: riboflavin binding; signaling receptor activity; riboflavin transmembrane transporter activity. The record is from RefSeq and is a predicted model, not a curated record. Gene Ontology annotation, cellular component: external side of plasma membrane. Lineage: Eukaryota; Metazoa; Chordata; Mammalia; Rodentia; Heteromyidae. The coding region runs from base 181 to 609 and encodes 142 amino acids. The transcript is spliced from 5 exons.